GACAGAGCUGGUGUAACUGAGUCAGGUUUGUAGGCCUCCUUGCUCGCACACGCUUUUUCAGUUCUGCCCACACAUUUUCUAUGGGAUUGAGGUCAGGGCUUUGUGAUGGCCAAUCCAAUACCUUGACAUUGUUGUCCUUAAAAAAUAAUAUUUAGCUCCCCCACUUCUAUAACCAAAGUUGCGCCCCUACCCCUAACUAUCAGUAAACAAUUUGCAACAAAAAAAAUGUGGUGUCUGGUUUGCUUAAUGUAAGCAAUUUGAAAUGACUUACUUUUGAUACUUAAGUAUAUUUAAAAUCAAAUGGUUUUGGACUUUUACUCAAGUAGUAUUUUACUGUGUGACUUUUACUUGAGUAAUUUUCUAUUAAAAGGAUCCGAGUCUUUUUUUUCUCCAAUUUUCGCCUAAAAUGAGAUACCCAAAUCUAACUGCCUGUAGCUCAGGACCGAUCCCGUAGAGGUUAAUCUUUACUUUUACUCAAGGAUGACAAUUGGGUACUUUUCCCACCACUGGUAUUUACAGUUGUUUGUAGCUGGUGUACAAAAGUACAAGACGCAAAAACAAAACUAAAGCAUGGGAAACAUAGAAAUAGCUCACAUAGAACAGAUCUACCGCUUCUUAUGCUUGCUUUCAAUGAGAAUGAUGGAACAAUGAGAGUGAUAGAUCUAUAACUCAUGCCUUUGCAGAUGAAUUAAGACUGUUUUAGGUAUGAACCGGUCCACGGGGAUACAAGUCUAUUGCGGCUGCAUACAAUGCGUUUGGGAUGGUAAGAUGAAACCAUCAGUAUCGCCAUCUGACAGCCUUUGGGCUACGUUCUAAACUGAAGACCAUGAUUAUUGGAGUUGGGUGUCCGUCCCCAAAGAGGAAGAGGCGAAGCGAGAGGGAUAUUUGGGAUCAAGUUUCGUAAUGAUUAGGUUGAUAUAAGUAGGACACGUGACAUCCCUGCAACUUUGAGCUGUGCCUGGUCGUCACUAGUUACAGCCACAAAGUCAUAAUCCCUGCCUAGGUCUACAAUUUCUCUUCUUAAAAUGUGAUUUUAAAGUCUAGCCCUUACCUUGGCCACACUGACAACCUUAUCAAAAUGUAUGAAACUUUUUUUUGAUAUAGCCAAUUUUGACUUUGUGGCUGGUGUAACUAGUGGAAACCAUUGUGCCUCUUAUUCACACCCAUAUCUGCCCUCUCAUUGGCUAGAAUGGUCCCACCUGAUCUUUGCUCGUCCUGAUCUUGCCGCCUCCUGACUGCCUUAGAUUUUUGAGGAUAUUUAUUUUCAUUGUUACAGUGGCCACUAGAGCAUCUGAUCAAUAUAAUAGAUAGUCUGUGCCAUCCCUUAGCCCGCCCUACCAUACCUCUGUCUCCAUAUGUAUGUUUAGCCCAAAAGGACUAUAGCAUGUCAUACUCUUUUUGGCUAGACAGCAUCCGAUACAUGGGCUACAUAUAGUAAGACGGGGGUGCUUUUCCACUUGCUCGGAUGCUUUCUCGGGUGAAAUGGUAGUUUCAGCCACUUGCAAAUUUAAGGAAAGUUGGCGGGUACACUGUUCGGAUGCUGGAAUUAUUUUUGGACGAACGUGCGAAGAUAUUGUUUGACAAUCAGAUGAAAGGAAGACUGUUUGUGUUCAUGCCACAUUAAAAGUUGACCCAGUUGACCUCAUUCAUGGAGAUGCUGGCAAAGGAGGCUGUGGACCAAAUCUGCAAGCUAUUCAACGAGUGCUCCUCCGUUCUGCAUCUGGAAGUGUCUCGGAGUCAAACUGAGAAUGAGGACUUGAAGAAGAGGCUAGAUGCGUUUGAGACCAAACUGAGGACUGUCUUAGAAGGGAGUGGAGGACAAGAGAACACAUCAGCCAAUGGCUGCUGCAGUGAAGUCAAGAUCAUCCACCAGUUAAAAGGCACACAACCAGGCGUAUGCGUUGGUGAUGCAGAAGUGAAACGAUCCCCCAUCCUCCACCUGUGGAAGGGGAGACUUCCCUCAACUGUAAACGAGCACUCCAACGUGGAGGACACGAUUGAGUCAGUUAUUAUCAAAGAAGAAGGCUUAGAAGAUUACCUGUACAGCAGCACCUCAGACCCAAGUUAUUUUUUAGAGAGCCAAGCCCAGGAGUUGAGUGACGCAGAGAACCCCUCAGAGGGCCCAAAGGACAAAGGCGGCGCCGGAGGGCCAAAGCAUUUGAGAAAGCCAAAGAUCACUGGGGCUUGUCAGGCAAGGUCCAAAAAGGAGAACCAUCUUAGCUGCAAGCACUGCAGGAAGACAUUCAGCAAACUGAUCCAGCUGAAAGCUCACCAGGCGAUCCAUGUAGCAGCGGAGAAACCUUUUAACUGCAAACAGUGCGGUAGAGGUUUUUCCUUUAAACGCAGUUUGGAUGCACACCAGCUGCUUCACACCGGAGAGAGACCACACACCUGUGGCGAUUGUGGUAAAGCUUUCACCCUAAAGCAGCUGCUCAAGAAUCACCAGAGACUCCAUGCAGGGUUGAGACCGUUCCGCUGCGAUGAAUGUGGCAAGAGCUUUAACCGGGCCCACGGUCUCAAGAUGCACCAGAUUGUCCACACGGGAGAGAGGAAAUACAGCUGUGAGAUCUGCAAGAAGAGUUUCAGCAUACCAGGAAAUCUCCACAGGCACCAGCGUAUACACACGGGUGAGAAACCGUUCCGUUGCGAUACAUGCGGGAAAAGCUUCAACCAGGCAGACACUCUGAAAGGACACCAGCGGAUCCACACAGGAGAGCGGCCAUUUACCUGUGAGACAUGCGGGAAAUGUUUCAUUCAAAGAAGUGCACUGAAAAUGCACCAAAGAACCCACGCAGGAGAGAACGCCUUCCUCUGUGUGGUGUGUGGGACAGUCCUGGCUUGCGUCAACUCUCUCAAGACACACCUUCAGGCUCACACAGCAGAGAUGCCUUGUAUUUGCUCAGUGUGCGGUAGUAGUCUCAGUUCACUCACUCACCUCAAAUCGCACCAGCAACUCCACACUAUGGAGAAGCCGCACAGCUGUGGCCUAUGCAACAAGAGCUUCAAGUCGGUCAGCUACCUGAACAUACACAUGAAAACUCACACUGGGGAGAGACCGUUCACCUGUGACGUGUGUGGAAGGAUGUUCACUCAACACAGCAGCCUGAAAACCCACCAGGCAGUCCAUACUGGGGAGAAACCUUUCAGCUGUGAAACGUGUGGGAAAUGUUUCAGCAACACUGGGAACCUCAACAGGCACCAGAGGAUACACACUGGAGAGAAGCCUUUUAGCUGUGACCUCUGUGGGAGGAGCUUCAACCAGGGCAACAGCCUCAAAGCCCACAAACAAAUCCACACAGGGGAGAAACUAUUCAUGUGUGACAAAUGCGGGAAGAGUUUUUCCUACCUGAGGAAUCUGAAAGAUCACAAGUGCUACUAUAUCUAAAACCAAUAGGCAUAGCCUCGUAUUGUGAUGGACCACACUUGGUUUGAACAAUUGUCUCGGCAUUAAAAAUGCAAUUAUAGGUCAGUGUGUGGCAUACUAACAUAUGACGUGUACUGAUUAGAUUGUUUGCCAAAAAAGCCUUUUUUCUCCAAAGUAUUUAAUUUUGUAUAACCAGUUGCCUUUGUGGGGUAGAAAGACUUUGAGUGGAUUGGCUGGUGGUCCAAUAACUGUUCAAUGGAGCAGAGCCUAAUUUAUUUGAGAAGGAUAUACAUCUGUAACCUUUCUUGUCUUGUGUACCUUUUUAUUACUGUUGUUAUCUCGUAUUUGUGAGCCAAUGGUAAAUAAAACUCCUGAAAUGA
This is a messenger RNA of Salmo salar (Atlantic salmon), 3744 nucleotides long. RefSeq lists its product as uncharacterized. Gene Ontology annotation, biological process: regulation of transcription by RNA polymerase II. The record is from RefSeq and is a predicted model, not a curated record. Gene Ontology annotation, cellular component: transcription regulator complex; PcG protein complex; chromatin. Lineage: Eukaryota; Metazoa; Chordata; Actinopteri; Salmoniformes; Salmonidae. Gene Ontology annotation, molecular function: RNA polymerase II cis-regulatory region sequence-specific DNA binding; DNA-binding transcription factor activity, RNA polymerase II-specific.